GCAGAACAGGGAGGAGGGCUGUCAGGCAGCCAUUAGCAGGGACAGCUGGGCUAGGCAGCACUGAGAGCGAGAAGCAGCAGCUAAAGAAGUGAUCAGCCAUGGGGGAGACAGAUUGGUUCGGGAACAGGAAAGAACCAGCCAAGAGGAAGCCAAAGGCAUGACCCGACGAGUGGAGUCACAAAGCAGGCGAGCAGGAAGCUAAAGCAGGGAUUUCCCGAGAGCAAGAACAGUGGUUGUUCGUGGUACUAAUGAAUAGAGCAUUUAUAGCCUCCAAACUCAUGAGCUAUGAAUGGUGACCAAGUAGAAAGGUCCUAAUGGCCUCCAGAAAACAUGAAAGAAAAUUCUUUGCAAGUGCUACUGAUGCCAACCCAAAUUGGUUGAAAAAGGAACAUAAUGGUGAAUUUGAUAAGAAUUUGGCAGAACAUGAUGGUGAAGAAACAAAACUGAAUGAUCUCCAACAGACAGUCCAUAGCACAGAAAAUCCAUGUGAAAUAUAUUCCAAAUGUUCUGCUACAAGUGUACAUCUACCUGUGGGCCGGCAGUAUAAUCAUUUAAACCCAGUCUGUUCUGCCAUUCACAAGUGUACUGUCUGUGGGAAGCAGUUUUCUCGAAAGUCAGACUUGACAGUGCACCAGAGGAUUCACACGGGUGAGAGGCCAUACAAGUGUUCAUAUUGUGGAAAGGGCUUCUGCCAGGCAUCCAUGGUACGGAGACAUGAGAGAACUCAUACAGGUGAAAAACCCUAUCAGUGCUGUGACUGUGACAAGUCAUUUGCUCGUUCCACCUCCCUACUGAUCCACAGGACCAGGCACACUGGGGACAGGUCCUUAAGAUGCGACUGUGGACGAAUGUUUAUUAACAAGGCAUUCCUUCAAAAGCAUCGGCAGACUCAUAUGUAUCAGCCGCAUCCUUGCAAUAUUUGUGGUGAGGUCUUCAAAAACCAACUUGGUCUCAGGGUGCACAAGCGUAGCAAACACUCCGAGAAAUCCUAUAACUGCUCUGAAUGUGGAAAAUGCUUUGUACGUUUACACCUGUUAAAAAAGCACCUGAAAAAGCACAAUGAUGAUCAGCCUAAAGCGUUUCACACACAGAAAAGGAAAAUCACCUCUGAUUCUUUCUUUGUAAAACAGACUUCUCCUAUGCAUCUGGGGGAGAAAAAAAAGCUUAAACAUGAAGACUUCAAUAUCUCUCUGGACUGCUCUGUCUCUCCUAAACAUUCUGUUUGCCUUGAGUGUGGCAAGACAUUCAGCAACCCCACCGCUCUGCAGAAGCAUCAGUUGAUUCAUGGCAAAGGUUCUCUUAUUUGUGCAGAGUGCGGAAAAACCUUUGUUCGGAAGUCGGACUUGACCGUUCAUUUACGAAUUCAUUCAGGGGAAAGGCCUUACAGUUGUUCAUACUGUGGAAAAUGCUUUUGUCAAGCAUCCAUGUUAAGACGUCAUGAGAGAACACACACGGGGGAGAAGCCCUAUCAGUGCUCAGAGUGUGAAAAAUCCUUUGCACGCUCCACUUCUUUGCUCAUUCACAGGAAUUCUCACAUUACGGACAAGCCAUUUAAAUGCAAGUCUUGUGAUAUAACCUUCUCCAACACAACUCAACUUCGUCAGCACACCAAAACACACAGGUUUCCUAUAAAAGCCCCUUGUGAUAUGUGCAAUAAAUCAUGUGGCCAGGCUCAUGCUUGCGGCCUACAUGGUUCAGGGCAGUUGAGUGAAGAUCCUUUCCUCUGUUCUGACUGUGGAAGGACUUUUAACAGUGAUUUAGGAUUGCAGAGACACUUACUUACGCAUGCACAACAGCCCUUCCCCUGUAAGAUGUGCGGUGUUGUUUUUAAUAGCCGCUUUGAUUUUAGACUCCAUCAGCGCAGUCAUCCACCUGAUAGGCCCUUUAUCUGCUCUCAUUGUGGUAAGAGCUUUCCACGUUUAAACCUAUUACGUAUUCACCAGAACACCCACACUGGAAGCAGACCCUACGAGUGCUCCUUUUGCAAGAAGACAUUUUCAGAUCCCUCGACACUGCGGCAACAUCGGCAAAGGCACCAAGGGGUAAAACUGACUUUAUUUAAAGAUAAGGCUGUUCCUGUGAACCAGGAGAGUGCUAAUCCCUCCAUAAACACACAUGCCUGCCCUUCAGUAUGUCUUGAGUGUGGCAAGACUUUCAGCAAUCCUUCAGCAUUACAAAAACACCAGCAGUCUCAUGAGAAAGAAUCUCUUCUUUGUGCCGAGUGUGGAAAGAAUUUUGCUAGAAAAUCAGACCUAACAGUCCACUUGAGAAUCCAUACAGGCGAGAGGCCAUAUAAAUGUUCAUACUGUGGGAAGGGCUUCUGCCAAGCAUCAAUGGCGAGGCGACACGAAAGGACACACACUGGAGAGAAGCCAUAUCAGUGUUCUGACUGUGAAAAAUGCUUUUCUCGCUCCUCCUCUCUAUUGAUCCACAGGAACAAACAUAUUGAUGCCAAACCGUUUAAAUGUGUUUCCUGUGACCAGACUUUCUCAAAUGCAGGCCAAUUACACACUCACGUAAAGACUCAUGAAGAGUACGUAAAUAAUCCUGCAAAGAACAACCUCCCUAAUGAGAAAUGACAAAGUUCAUUAAAACACUUAGGGGCAGAUUCACUAACUUCGAGUGAAGGAUUCGAAUGAAAAAAAUUCGAAG
This is a messenger RNA of Xenopus laevis (African clawed frog), 2652 nucleotides long. RefSeq names its product zinc finger protein 420 (gene znf91.L). The record is from RefSeq and is a predicted model, not a curated record. The transcript has 2 exons. Lineage: Eukaryota; Metazoa; Chordata; Amphibia; Anura; Pipidae. The coding region runs from base 315 to 2579 and encodes 754 amino acids.